This is a messenger RNA of Durio zibethinus, 861 nucleotides long. NCBI's taxonomy places the organism in Eukaryota, Viridiplantae, Streptophyta, Magnoliopsida, Malvales, Malvaceae. The record is from RefSeq and is a predicted model, not a curated record.
UACAAAAAAUUCAACUUGCACAGUUGCUCUCAUCCUGAACAUGUCUGUUUCGCUUGACUCUCCAGAACAGACCACUAACCCAUUUCCUCGUUUCCUCAACAGCAUUUCCUCCUAUGAUGGCAAUGUAAUGCUAGCCGCCGUCAUAUCUUUGCUUCUUGUUAUCCUUUUUGUGCUGCUACUCCAUGUCUAUGCCAAAUGGUUCUUGGCUCAAGCUCGCCAACGAGGUCGAUCUAAUUCCAUGUCUGUAUCUCACGUCUUCCGCCCUGAUCGAUUCCGCCAUUUCCAUACAUUCACAUUCGACACCACCUUUCCGAGCUCCCCAUCAAAGGGACUCGAUCCCUCUGUCGUUUCAUCUAUUCCAUUGUUUGUUUACAAAAUGGAAGAAUACAAGCAUGGUUUAGAGUGUGUUAUUUGUUUAAGCCCAUUUGAGGACAAUGAUAUCGGGAGGAAUUUACCCAAGUGUGGGCAUGGUUUUCAUGUGGAUUGCAUCGACAUGUGGCUGCAGUCUCACUCAAAUUGCCCCAUUUGCAGAACUCCUUUGUUGAGUAAUGAUAAGGUUUCAGUUGUUACUUCAGCAGAUUCUCAAGUGAGUUCUUUGGAGAGAGUGGGAGCAUUAUUGAAUGUUGAGGUGGGAGUGACUGAUGGGAACUCUAGAUUGGACAAUCUAACUGAUUUAUCCGAUUCUGGUAAUAAUCAAAUUGCGGCUGCCAAUGAUAAUCCUCUUUCAGCAUCCUUUUCUUCCUCGACUCUAUCAUCUUCCCUUGGUUGCUCUUUGAAGAGAAUGUUGAGCAGGAACAGAUCAGAGCGCAAAGUUUUUCCCACAUCCAACUCCAGUGAGCUUGAAGUUUGAGAAAGACAAAG